AGUUGGCUGUGGAGCUGCCGUCAGUUCAGCUCAAUGCAGCAAGCUUCGGAAAAAAGGUAGCCCUAGCUGAAUGAAAAGUGAAAAGCGAGUGUCAAAGUUGUGUCGUGUGCGAAUUUUUAUACUAUUAUGGAUUUAUGUCUUAGAGGCUCCCAGAUAAACCUCGCCGCUAGACAAAAAACGAAGCCCAAGUACAAUAGUCGCUCCCUGACUACGCUACACAGCCCGACGCCGCAUUUUCGUCCACGUUCGGCCAACUUUCUGCAGCAACGCAGUCGCUCCUCGCCCUUCCUGGGACGACCGCAGUCGGCGGAUCCCAAGUUCGGACGUAAGCUAAGCGUUUACUUUGGUGACAAGGAGCUGCGGCACAAUAAGCACGCUCAAGUUUCUUCCACGGAUCUGCUCAAAUCGCUGUUAGAGGAGCCCAUCAAGCGCAGCUGGCUGUGCCGCAGCACCUGCAAUUCAUCCACCGACGAACAGUCGGAUUUCUCGCAGAAGUCAGAAGUCAGAAGUCACAGCAGCGAGGGUGAGCAGCUGGAACGUUUUCUGAGCAGAAUGCCGGGCACAGGCUCAGCCACAGGUACAGGCACGGACAAAGCCAAAUCGUAUGCUUCCAAUUGGUCGGCGGGCAAGAGUCAGGGCCUUAGCAAUGCGACGCUACUGCAAGUGACUGCUAAGCCAGAUUUGCCGGGUCGUGUGUCGUUCAGCAAGCCGAACAGCAGCAGUCAGCACAAUGAUGUCGAUUCCAGUGACUGCGACAAUGAUAAGCAGGAUAUAAGCAGCCACAGUGUUAAUAUCUCAGCUCCAGGUCCUCUAACACUGCCCAGCUUUAGCUAUAAUGGGAACGGAAAUAAGUUGGAACCGGGCGACGCCAGUGGACAAAAGAAAUCUGUGCACUUCGGCAGUCCAAAUGCUGGGAGCGGCAGUGCCGAGGUGCUGGCUGAGACCUAUGAGUAUCCCAAAUGCCCGUCGGAAAACUGCACCUGCAGUACCCGCUCCUCCUCCACGGCCAGCACCGACGAAGCCACCGCUGACAUCAAAUGCUCCUGCGAUGCGCCCACUUGUCGCUUUGCGGAGAUCAAGCCACAGUUGCCCCUGUCUGCGCCCACGCCCAAGUCUGUCACGCCGGAGCCGAGUGUAAUCAGCGAGUAUAAGCAGGCGGUGGGUGAGUCGAUGGUUAAAACCCUGAAGCCGCUGGAGCCAUUAAACAACAUGGAAUUGCCUAACUAUUUGGAUAAGUAUGCAGCACAGACCAAGGAUAAGCAGAACAAUUUGUCUGAGAAGAAUCUUAGUCCAGUGAAUGGCAGCAAUAACAGCAACCACGAUCAGAGUAACAGUGGCGCCACCUACCGCUCGACUGGGCAACGCAAUUUUGGCGCUGAGAAUAAUUUUCUGCCCAUUGUGCAGGAGGAUCGCAGAAAUUUCGGCAACAGCGGCGCUGAUUCUGUCAUUAGCAAUUAUCUAAAGAUUGCUGGCACUCCCCCAUUUGUGGGCAAAAAGAAGGAGAAUGUGAAGCCAACCAGUGCAGAGGCCAGCAGACGAAACAGCAACAAGACCACAUUUCUGGCCAAAAGCCCAACAAUUGGCUCCUCCGGCAAGCUGAAGAAGGCCGUCAGUGUGGGUAGCCUGCGAGAGGAGCGCAAGCUGACCGAGUACAACCUGGAUAAGGUAGACAGUUGGAUGAGCAUCCACGAGCAGAAGCAGGCGCUUGCCCAGUUCGAGGAGCUACACAAACAGGGCGUGGACGAGCUGGACGAGGGUAACGACAAUGACAAUGACAACGACAGUGGCUCGCAAUUGUCGCUUAAAUCGAACGAGGACUCCAGAGGCUCGACCUACGAUGAGAUUGUGUCAGUUAUCAAAGAAAUUGAGGAGGAUAAGAAACGGGAUAAUUUUGCUGAGCGUCUGCCAAGCGAUCUGAACUUGAAGCUAUCCAGCUCAAGAGCGGACACGACGGAUUCGGUUAGCCAAAUCGGUGACAAGAUGCCCGAAAGUGGCGACAAGUACAAAGACAUUUUGGCAUAUCUGAAUAAUGUGGAGAGCAGCUGUGACAAAACUCUGAUGGAAACCCGUCGUUCUAUCCCGGACACCAAUCGGUCCGAAGUAGAGUUUGUCAUGGAGCCGGACGUGACUGAUGAGGUGCCCAAACUCUCCGAGCUGCUAAUGCUUCCCAACCACCAGCUGGCUAGACGGGUCAUUGCGCUCAGCUUACGCGCCAACGAGCUGGCCAAUGCUAUUCAUAUGUCCAAGGAGCAUGUGAUUCAACUGCGCAGCGAGAAGCAGAAGUCUAUCCGUGCCGAAAAGUCCAACAGCGCUACGAAAAUGCGCGAUCAGAAGAAGCAUUACGAGGAGGUUGUGACGCGUCAUCAGGGCUUCAUAGAGCAGCUGCUCAAGGAUAAGGGGGCGCUCUGCGAGAAGGUGGCUGCAUUAACGCGUCGCCUGGAGAGUCAGAAUCAAGCCUGGGAGCAUCGACUCGAAACCGAACUAGCUCGCACCAAGGAGACAACUCUAGCGGGUGAGAAGAUCCGACGCGAGCGUUGGGUGCGAGAGAAUACCAAGAAAAUUAAGGAACUCACGGUCAAAGGCCUAGAGGCGGAGAUCAACAAAAUGAAUUGUGAUCAUCAGCGCGAGGUGACGGAGUUGAAGCGUGCGCAUCAGAUGCAGCUGCUAGAUGCACUGGAGGAGGCGCGGCUAAAGCACGAACAAAUCGAGCAUGCAAUUCGCGAAAGUUGCGCCCAGGAUCGUGAGAGCAUCAUUGAGAAGGAACGUACGGCCAUACGAGAGCGUUUUGAGCGUCAGCUGGAGGAGGAGCAGAAAACCCAGGCCGAGCUGCGACAGAAACUUGCCGAUGAUUUUGCCGCAGAGCGCGAACGUCUGCAGGUGGAGCUGCGGCAAAAGGAAGCCGAAUACCUAGCCAAGCGACAGGAGACGCAGCGGGACCACGAGAGCGAGCUAGAGCAGGCUAAGUUUGAAAUGCAGGAAAAGAUGGCCAAGCAGGAAGAGAAGUAUCAGAAUCGCAUUAAUACCGUCGAGCAGCAAUACUUAGCUGACUUUGAAUUGUGGAAAACCGAAUUCGAGAACAAAUCCAAGCUGGCCUUAGCUGAGAAGGAGAAUGCCAUAAGGCAGCACUAUAGAGCCGAGCGAGAUCGACAGUUAGACGAGUUGGUGGUGCGUAUGGAGGCAGACGCACUCCAAAGCAGCGAGGAGCACGAGCAAAAGAUACUACGUCUCAAGGAGAAGUUCGAGAAGGAUUUACAGUUGGCUGAGAACGUGGAAAAGUCACUGAGGGAAAAGUAUGCCGACACACGUGAGAAGUUGGCCGAGGCUGAUGCUCAGGUGCGCAAUAGCCAGGCAGAAGUGAAACAGCUCCAAAUGGAGCUCAGCCACAGCAAAAAAAUGUGCGGCGACUUCAUCAACGAGCGGGACAAGCUGCGCGAAAGCCUGAAUGCGGAUAUACAAAGCGAGCUAAAUGUGCUCAACGAGCGCCACAAACAGGAAAUGGAACAGCUGCAGAAGAGGUAAAGAGCUGAUGAUGUAACCAAUAUAUAGAUCAGAUUUAUU
Messenger RNA from Drosophila navojoa, 3558 nucleotides. RefSeq names its product centrosomal protein dilatory (gene dila). The record is from RefSeq and is a predicted model, not a curated record. Gene Ontology annotation, biological process: cilium assembly; regulation of centrosome duplication; intraciliary transport involved in cilium assembly. Lineage: Eukaryota; Metazoa; Arthropoda; Insecta; Diptera; Drosophilidae. Gene Ontology annotation, cellular component: centriolar satellite.